UUCAGCCGAAGAGAGGUGGGAAAAUCAAGCUAGAACUUGGUAAACUAACCCCAUAGUUCGUUGGGCUAGGUCAGUGACCGCAGUAGAACGCUGCAGGACGUCAUUGGCAUCUCCAGUAGCCAGCCUUACUGCAUGAUUCCGCCAGUUCCCUGUAACUUUUAUUCACGAGGCCGUGCGCUGCAGCUGACAAGAAGAUUUGAUUGAGAAGGUCUCCGUGGAUUGCUCAGUCUGGUCUACAAACUGCUGACUACCAUUAUGGGCUCACCGUCGUUUCUCAGGAGGACUACCGAACUCGUCGUGCGUUCCCUGCCGGGACUAGUACUGACCGUCUUUUUGCUGGAGAAGACGGUCCAGCUGGCCGCUGAUGUGAUCGAAGCCGUCAUUAGCCGAGGGAAUGUAGCAGCUGGAGGGCCAGAUCUCGGUCAGAUUCAAAAGGGGCCCGAGGGCAAGGAAAGUGACCGUGGAGCAGUGGAAAGGGCGGGGAAACGGGAUCAGUCUGACAGGACGACUGAGGUUGCUUUACUAGGGAAUGAAACCCAUCUGAUUCAAGCUGCUCAAGUUGCAGUUAAACUCCUCAGGAAGCUUUGCAACUGGCUGCAGUCUUUGCGCGGCAGGGCGCCCUCUGCUCGAACCGUCAAGCUCCUUCGCGCUAGCAAGGAGGGCCAACAAGACGUGGUUGCCAGGAAACAGCCGGAUGAAGUUGGCCUGGUGACCAGGAUGUACAGGCGCGCUCUCCAAGCACCGACGGAAAUCUUGAAUAAUGCUGGGCUGACGGUCAACCUACCUGCCUCUAGAAACAAGCCAGCUGACUGCAGCCCAGUCGAGGAGAGGUCGACGGGCUCAUUUAGUAAGGCAGAGGUUGAGGAUAAAGACACGCUCCCUCCUCGCAUCAUCAUCAAGCCACUUAGCCGAACCAGCGCAAAGGCUCCUGCUGGUGGAACGCUGUCAUUAAGAAGCUCUGCCAACCGUCCCGCUCAAAACUGCCGAGCACUCCUCGAUGAUCAUGCUGUCCCCAAGACUUCUGCCGGCAGCACCGUCAAGUCGCCUAUACCGGUGCCUGUGAAGCCGCUGUCUAGUGAAAGACUUUCACCAGAUGUCACUGCCAAGACCCUUGCCAAGCCCUCAGUUGUGUCCCGAACCCAGGUCAUCUCUAAGACCUCUACUGGGAGUACCGUCAAGCCCCUUACCCAGGUCUCUUUGAAGCGUCCUACUGGUGAUGGAGGUCUACCAGACAGCACUGCCAAGCUCUCUACUGAGACGACCCGACUACUUCAAGAGUUGGUUAUCCCCAAGACCUCUGCUGGGAGCACCCUCAAGCCCCCUACCCAGGUCUCAGUGAAGCUUUCCACUGCUGAUCCCUCCCGAAUGCUCCAUUAUCAAGUCUUCUCCAAGAACCCUGCUGAGAGUGUAGCUCAGCCGUCGGCCUUCGCAAAGCCUCAAUCAUCCACGAUUUCCGCAGUGCAGGAUACUAGCAAACCAGACCUGAUGAAGUCAAAGGUUUUGGGGGGACCACCUCCUUCAAGCAUCACUGGCAUUCCUCCAGCUGAGCUCCUUCCUCGGUGCGCGACAAUGUCCCGUACCCCGGGUGUCUCCGAGACCUCUGCUAAAAGCACCGUGCUGCUUUCGACCACAGUCGCCGCAAGCCCACCCGUGAAAACGACUGUGCCACAGGCUCAGAACACCACCAAACCGGUUUUCCGUGCAACUUCGGAGUUGGGUGCUCCAGGAAACCCCAAAAUCUCUCCUUGCAGACUUGACAAGAGCCUGAUCCCAGCCUUAAACACCGAUGAACCUGACAAAGUGGAAACCAAAACUAAACGAGCAAGUGGCGACAGGCAGACAGAGAGCAUGGAGUCUUGGAAGAGAAGUGACGAAAAAAAGGUCACGUUUGCUACUCGUCUCAUCAAACCAGUAACUGGAGCCAUGGUGAAGGGGCCUUCUCAUAGCACCGACGAUGCUAGACCUCAAGUUAACCCAGAUGAUCAGAUCAGCUCCCAGAGUGCUUUAGCAAGCACGUUGACCCACAAGAUCGCUUCAGAUCUCUCAUCAACGAUCACGUCAGAUCAGACCACAACCAAGCCCAAUAUCAUUUCGGGGACAGCUCCCCUGGUUGCUGGCAGCAUCAAGCCAUCCUCCUACGGCAGCGGGAAGCCUGGAGCUGGCCCAGGUCGACUCGCGGGGUUACUGACCAAGCCUCCUCGCCUUUUCGGCGGUGCUGGGUAUCCUGCGGACAGCAUUUUCGAUACACCUACUCAUCGCAGCCGAAUGGUCCCCGAUCGGAGCAGCUUCAAGCUACCUCUUGAAAGCACCGUUUGUUCUGCCACAAUCACCGCAACGACCCCGCCCGAGAUCGGGUCAGAUCAGAGCACCACUCAGCCGCCAAGUAAGGCAGCAGCAGAGGGGGCAACCGGGAGGUCUCCUGACACCCCUUCUGAAGGUGAUACCAAGAUCUCAGCCAGGAGCACAGAUGACCCUGGUAAAAGUCACAAACAAAGCAAGCGACAAAUAUGGAAAAAAUGGAUAUCAAAAAAGAAGUAGGACUAAGUGGUCUGAGUUUUAAAAAAGAGGACAAAAUCUUCACACUUGCAUUUGGGAAAGAGAAAAAAUAGCCAACGCUGGAUGGUACCCCCACGAGAUCAUGUUUAAAUGUAAGAUUUUUAAAAUAUGCAACUCGAAACAUUAAAGUAUAAACUAGAGGAUGUCAGAAGUGAAAUCUUAGUCUUUCACCCUUUUCUGGUAUUCCGAUGCUUGUAAACUGUGAACAAUCUUACGUGCGCGUAGUUGUUUUGUAAAUCGUGCACAGGAAUAAAAUUAGACAAAUAACAAAGUGCUAUUCUUUUUAGUUGGUUUUGAAAUUUUGGACAUCAUUUGAAUCAGCACAUCACUGCACAAGUACUGCACAUCGAUAAUGAUUAGAAUUUAAGCAUUAAUUUUACUGUGACCUAGUCAUCCUUUGUAAAUUUAUUGAAUGCUUGUUUUCUGCGCAUUUUGUUUCUUUUACUUGAUACAAAAAAUGGCUUUCUUUUGGAGCUUUUUAUUACCAUAUUGUGCGAGAAUUUUGUUCACCUGUUUCAGUGUCGUUUCACGUUAUUUUUUUUUACUGUUUCUUUUAUUGCAAUGCUAUGUCCAUUUAAACCGUCACAGUACAUUGUCAUAGCAUAGUCAACGGAUUCUUGGUGUAGACGUGAG
Molecule: messenger RNA, 3189 nt
Organism: Acanthaster planci (crown-of-thorns starfish)
Lineage: Eukaryota; Metazoa; Echinodermata; Asteroidea; Valvatida; Acanthasteridae
Source: RefSeq, a predicted model, not a curated record